Penicillium griseofulvum is the source of this 1656-nucleotide messenger RNA. RefSeq names its product putative AIF-like mitochondrial oxidoreductase (Nfrl) (gene nfr1). Gene Ontology annotation, molecular function: flavin adenine dinucleotide binding; oxidoreductase activity, acting on NAD(P)H; 2 iron, 2 sulfur cluster binding. The coding region runs from base 1 to 1656 and encodes 551 amino acids. Gene Ontology annotation, cellular component: cytoplasm. Lineage: Eukaryota; Fungi; Ascomycota; Eurotiomycetes; Eurotiales; Aspergillaceae. The record is from RefSeq and is a predicted model, not a curated record. The transcript is spliced from 3 exons.
AUGUCCCAAGAAUACAAAUUGAAAGAUAUUCAGUCCUUCGCAUCCCUCAACUCUCUGGACAAGAUUGAGGUCGACAUCGAAGGUAUUGAAGGUGGGAAGGUUCUUCUCAUCAAGUUAGACGAUAAAGUCCAUGCUCUCAGUCCGCGGUGCUCGCAUUACGGAGCACCUUUAAAGAAUGGCGUUGUUACCGGAGAAGGAAGGCUUACUUGUCCUUGGCAUGGAGCCUGCUUCAAUGUCACAACUGGCGAUGUAGAAGACGCCCCAGCACCUAAUGCGUUGAACAAAUUCGAAGUCUUCGAAAAAGAAGGCGGCGUGUACAUCAUUGCUAAAGAAGAAGAUGUCAAAGCAGGACAGCGCAAUCCAGUGGUGAAAUGUAGCGUGUCACAGCCGGAUGAGAAGCUUGUUGUGGUUGGAGGAGGAAGCGGGACUCUUGGCCUUAUUCAAGCCAUCCGCGAACUCAAAUAUCCCGGGGCCAUUACAAUCAUCUCCAAAGAGCCCGAUCUGAUAAUAGAUCGAACCAAGCUAUCAAAAGCCCUAAUCACAGACCCGGCCAAGAUCCAGUGGCGGCCACGAGAGUGGUACACCGAAGCCGCCAUAGAAACCAUCACAGAUGAAGUGACAGCCGUGGACUUCGAACAGAAAACAGUCUCAACCAAAUCCGGCCAGAACAUCUCUUACACCAAACUAGUCCUAGCAACAGGCGGCGUCCCACGCACCCUUCCGUUGCAAGGAUUUAAGGGCGAACUAAACAACGUUUUUACCCUCCGCACGAUCCAAGAUGUUCAGUCAAUCCUCGCAGCCGCUGGUGAAGAAAAAAGAAACAUCGUGGUAAUCGGCAGCUCCUUCAUCGGCAUGGAAGUCGGCAAUGCGCUCUCAAAAUCCCAUAACGUGACAAUAGUAGGCAUGGAAAGCUCCCCAAUGGAGCGCGUAAUGGGUACACAAGUCGGCCGCAUCUUCCAAGGAAACCUAGAAAAAUCCGGCAUCAAAUUCAACCUCUCAGCAAACGUAAGCUAUGCAGCCGCCUCACCCUCAAACACCCACAACGUCGGCGCAGUCCACCUAAAAGACGGCACAACCCUCCCAGCCGACCUCGUCAUCCUAGGAGUCGGCGUUCGCCCAGCAACAGAUUUCCUCCGCGACAACAAAUCCAUCUCACUCGAAAAGGACGGCUCUAUCAAAACAACGGCCCACUUCCUCGUCCCGGGCUUGCAAGACUCCGUUUUCGCCAUUGGAGAUAUUGCAACAUACCCAUACUUUGGCCCUGGUGCUGACGCUACGGGUACGCCAGUCCGCAUUGAGCACUGGAACGUCGCGCAGAAUUCUGGGCGUGCGGCUGCCCGCGCGAUUGUGCAUACGCAGCGUGGUCCGCUUUCCUCUCUGAAACCUAAGACGUUUAUUCCAGUGUUUUGGUCGGCGCUUGGGGCGCAGUUAAGGUACUGUGGAAAUCCGGUCAACGGGUUUGAUGAUGUUAUUGUGCAAGAGAAGGGGGAGGCCAAGUUUGUUGCGUUUUACACGGCUGGGGAGACCGUUGUGGCGGUUGCUAGUAUGGGGGUUGAUCCCGUUAUGUCUAAGUCUUCGGAGUUGAUGAGGGCUGGUAAGAUGCCAGGGAAAGCAGAGAUUCUUGCUGGUGCAGAUGUUUUGUCUCUGAAGGUCUAG